AUGGACUUGAGUGAGAGCAAGUCAUGGCCCCCGCUCUUGCCACGACUUCUGUCAGCCAUGGUCUUUCAAAACCCGCCAUGCGUUGGAUUUGAAUCUCAACUGUGCUUCUGUGGCCUUAUUGUUGGACGACGUGGAUGGCUAGCCUUCUUGGAACUGGUUCUCACAAUUCUAUAA
Molecule: messenger RNA, 174 nt
Organism: Puccinia graminis f. sp. tritici CRL 75-36-700-3
Lineage: Eukaryota; Fungi; Basidiomycota; Pucciniomycetes; Pucciniales; Pucciniaceae
Exons: 2
Coding region: 1-174 (57 amino acids)
Source: RefSeq, a predicted model, not a curated record